Messenger RNA from Antrostomus carolinensis (chuck-will's-widow), 498 nucleotides. RefSeq names its product prostaglandin reductase 1. The record is from RefSeq and is a predicted model, not a curated record. NCBI's taxonomy places the organism in Eukaryota, Metazoa, Chordata, Aves, Caprimulgiformes, Caprimulgidae. The transcript is spliced from 5 exons. Gene Ontology annotation, molecular function: 15-oxoprostaglandin 13-reductase [NAD(P)+] activity. Gene Ontology annotation, biological process: prostaglandin metabolic process. The annotation marks the transcript as partial.
AUGGUGACUGCCAAGGCAUGGGUUCUGAAGAAGCAUUUUGAGGGUUUCCCCAAAAACAGUGACUUUGAGCUGAAAAAGAUAGAGCUGCCAGACCUAAAGGAUGGAGAGUUGCUGCUUGAAUCAGUGUUUCUCAGUGUUGAUCCUUACAUGAGACCUUACAGUCAAAGGGACAUGAAGGAGGGGGACAUAAUGAUAGGCACGCAAGUUGCCAGGAUUGUAGAAAGCAAGAAUCCCGCUUUUAAAGUGGGGGCAUUUGUUGUGGCUGGAAGUGGCUGGAGAACUCAUUCUAUCUCUUCUGGCAAAGACCUACAACUCCUUCCUUCCAGUUGGCCGGAAUCACUCCCCAGAUCUCUGGCUCUUGGGACAGUUGGCAUGCCAGGCCUCACUGCGUAUUUUGGUCUGCUGGAGGUCUGCAAGAUGAAGCCAGGAGACACAGUGCUGGUUAAUGCUGCAGCUGGUGCUGUGGGCUCUGUGGUGGGGCAGCUCGCUAAAAUUGGG